Molecule: messenger RNA, 923 nt
Organism: Cornus florida
Lineage: Eukaryota; Viridiplantae; Streptophyta; Magnoliopsida; Cornales; Cornaceae
Product: B3 domain-containing protein Os07g0679700-like
Exons: 2
Coding region: 55-804 (249 amino acids)
Source: RefSeq, a predicted model, not a curated record
UACUACUUAUGUUUAUGCUGUGCUUCCAGAUGUUUAUGUUCUGCACCUGAAGAUAUGAGUCCAAAGGAUCUGGAAAGCUUUUUCAGAGUUGGCAAGGAUUUUAAGAAACGAAGAACCAUAGAAAGCCGCAAGGUAGGCCAAGAACACGAGCCCUCUGGAUUAGACACCUUGGCCACUGCUGCAGUCCUAGGAGACAAUGUGGGUGAGUUAGGUGAGCUGUCAGUUGGAGCCACUACAAAACAUCCUAGGCAUCGUCCUGGCUGCAGUUGCAUCGUCUGCAUUCAGCCCCCUAGUGGGACCGGCAAGCACAAGCCCAGUUGCAUAUGCGUUGUGUGCAUGACCGUGAAGCGCCGGUUUAGAACCCUCAUGUCGCGGAAGAAGAAACGCCAAUCAGAACAUGAAGCAGAAAUUGCCCAGAGGAAGGACCAGGUUCCUCCAAGGGAUGAAUCAGAGAUGGCUGGCACAUCUGAACAUCCAUUGCCGCAUAUAAACCAUUCAGAUAAUGAAAUAACCGGGGUUAGAACACAAAUGGAGGUGGCUGAGUCCAGCAAGGAACAGCUAGACUUGAAUUGCCAUCCCAACCGUGAAGACGACCUUCUAACAGAGACAACAGGAGCGAGCAUGACAAGACUUGUUCAUGCAGCAAGCCUUCCACUAGAGAUGUACAUGAGGCAGAAUGGGCUCUCAAACUUGCGCCCCUGUUUGCUCUCACCAGCCUCUUGUGAGAACGAGGGAAGCCCACCUGAUGAAGGGUGUUUUGCAUCUUUAGUACCAGAGUAUGAGAACAUGAGUGAUGAAGGAUAAUCUCAGCCCAAACGAGGCUGUUAUAAUUUUCCUUUUUUCAUUAUUUACAGGUUUAAAAUUAUAUAUGAUAUCUGUUUUCUUCCCCAACGGAUAAUGUUAUGUGUCUCCACAAUCAAAGA